Dovyalis caffra is the source of this 183-nucleotide messenger RNA. The record is from the annotation of a GenBank genome assembly. Lineage: Eukaryota; Viridiplantae; Streptophyta; Magnoliopsida; Malpighiales; Salicaceae.
AUGAGAUCAGCAUUCUCUCCAUGUGGUGAAUCGGCUCAGGAAUUUUUUGAGUGUGUUUUGCCUUUGUUUCUUGCCACUUGGCAGCAAACUCAACACCCUUUUGCCCAUUUCAACUCUAAGCAGCAGGAAUCAGCUAAAUCAUUGGAAGCUUUGUUUGGAACGUCUGAAGAAAAUGACACAUAA